Anguilla anguilla (European eel) is the source of this 3536-nucleotide messenger RNA. Its product is annotated as peroxisome proliferator-activated receptor alpha-like. Gene Ontology annotation, molecular function: RNA polymerase II cis-regulatory region sequence-specific DNA binding; nuclear receptor activity; zinc ion binding. The transcript is spliced from 7 exons. The record is from RefSeq and is a predicted model, not a curated record. NCBI's taxonomy places the organism in Eukaryota, Metazoa, Chordata, Actinopteri, Anguilliformes, Anguillidae. Bases 1186 to 2592 code for a protein of 468 amino acids. Gene Ontology annotation, biological process: negative regulation of inflammatory response; cell differentiation; negative regulation of transcription by RNA polymerase II. Gene Ontology annotation, cellular component: nucleus.
CGGAAGAGUUUGUGGCAUAAACUGUGUGGCGGCAUCGGAAUCCGUUCUCAUAACACGCUUCUUAUUGGAAUUCCCUCAGGGUAGUCUGUCUGUCAUGUUCAAAGAACACAACUGUUCACGGUAAGGACCAGUUACUUCAGGGACAUUCCAUACCUGUUAAUCUUUUUGCCACGAGCUCAGGUUUGUAAAGAGAAUUGCACCUGGGGACACCUGUUCAAAAUGUAAUUAAAUCCCCCCCCCAACCCUAAAUCCCUGAUAAUUGGGCUUUGUCCGAUAGAAUGUUCUUGGUGUCAGGUGUUAGAUACUGCAAAUUGUGUACAAUUCUGCAAAACACUGCAGGUUAUACACAUUUUAGUGUUGCUACUGUUCUUACAAUUUGCUCCUCAAAUUCGCAAACAGAUUUUUGGAUAGAUUCUGAUGAAAUACACCAUUUAAAAAUAUUUUGUUGAUUUUUUUGGCUUUUGGUAUUUUGAGUGUUAUGGAUUAUUGAAGUUGUGGAUGCUAGAAUUUCCAGACGUCCUAUGUCUGUUUUUGAUAUUGUUUGAUUUUGUUAAGGGGGGGCAUAGACUACUGUAUUUCAGUGAACUGCUCAGGGGUUAUAGUAAUAAAAAAUAACAGCAACAACGGUAAUACUAUUGACAAACAUAACAUGAGCAUUCGUAUAUCAAAAGCGUUACUAUGCCAGCCUCCACACACUUUGUGGAAAGAGCCGAUAGUUGCGCGUGCCUAUUACUUAACUGUGAACUAGAUUGGUUUGCUUAUAUAAUUUCAGGCAAUUAUUUUGGGGUGCCGAGUUUCCAUGACUUUGCGUUGAAAAGUAGGCAGCUAUUGGGGGUACAUUUCCUUGUCAGUGUGUCCUGCUCAAGUGAAAGCGGCUUUUUAUUCGCUAAAAUCAUAGGUGUGUCAGUAGGUGUGUGCGCUCGUUUUUCAGACUGUCACUCAUGUCGUCAUUUCCGACGUGCAUGGAUUGCUUGCUGGCUGAGGAGUGUAGGAUUUUGACAGCAGCAGUGCCGCGGACACGAACGAGGCCGUGUGUGAGGGGGCUAUAUUUUGUCGUCCCUGCCGAUCAGCGCGUUGACAGUCUCCCGGCCAACUGCGACUCCUGAGGAUAUGGCGACUUCGGACCGGGAAACCCAAUGUAAGUCGCGUAACUGAUUCAGAUCCAGGAGGUCCCUGUGCAGCACCAUGGUAGACAUGCAGAGUCAGUUCGGGCCCCCGUCCCCCCUGGAGGACUCUGUCCUGGGCAGUCCGCUCUGCGGGGACCUCAUCGGGGGCAUGGACGACCUGCAGGACAUCUCUCAGUCCAUGGAGGACGACGGCAUCGGCUCCUUCGACCUGCCCGGGUAUCAGUCCUCCAGCUUCGGCUCAGGGUCCGACAGCUCCAACUUAUUUGAUGCCCCCACCCCAGCCUCCAGCCCGUCCUCGGGGAUAUUCGGCGCUGUUGCUGGCCAGGAGGAGGUCACCUCCACCUCCCUGAACCUGGAGUGCCGGGUGUGCGCGGACCGGGCAUCGGGGUACCACUACGGGGUGCACGCCUGCGAGGGCUGCAAGGGCUUCUUCAGGAGGACCAUCCGGCUCAAGCUGAAGUACGGCCGGUGCAAGCUCAGCUGCAAGAUCCAGAAGAAGAACCGCAACAAGUGCCAGUACUGCCGCUUCCAGAAGUGCCUCUCCGUGGGGAUGUCCCACAACGCUAUCCGCUUUGGACGGAUGCCCCAGUCAGAGAAGAUGAAGCUGAAGGCAGAGAUCCAUACAGGGGAGUGGGAGGAGAAGAACCCCCAGGUGGCUGACCAGAAGACCCUGGCCAAGCAGAUCUACGAGGCCUACCUGAAGAACUUCAACAUGAACAAGUCCAAAGCACGGGUCAUUCUGACUGGCAAGACCAGCACACCGCCCUUCGUCAUCCACGACAUGGACACGCUGCGGCUCGCCGAGCGGACCCUGGUGGCCAAGCUGGUGGGCAGCAUGGGCGGCAGCCUGCAGAGCAAGGAGGCCGAGGUCCGGCUCUUCCACUGCUGCCAGUGCUCCUCCGUGGAGACGGUCACCGAGCUCACCGAGUUCGCCAAGUCGGUGCCGGGCUUCUCCGAGCUGGACCUCAACGACCAGGUGACCCUGCUCAAGUACGGCGUCCACGAGGCCAUGUUCGCCAUGCUGGCCUCCUGCAUGAACAAGGACGGGCUGCUGGUCGCCUACGGCAACGGCUUCAUCACCCGCGAGUUCCUCAAGAGCCUGCGGCGGCCCUUCAGCGACAUGAUGGAGCCCAAGUUCCAGUUCGCCAUGAAGUUCAACGCCCUGGAGCUGGACGACAGCGACCUGGCCCUCUUCGUCGCCGCCAUCAUCUGCUGCGGAGACCGGCCGGGCCUGACAAACGUGCAGUACAUCGAGCGCAUGCAGGAGACCAUCGUGCAGGUCCUGCAGCUCCACCUGCUGGCCAACCACCCGGACGACACCUCCCUGCUCCCCCGGCUGCUGCUGAAGCUGGUGGACCUGAGGCAGCUGGUGACGGAGCAUGCCCAGCUGGUGCAGGAGAUCAAGAAGACCGAGGACACGUCCCUGCACCCGCUCCUGCAGGAGAUCUACAGAGACAUGUACUGAGACCAUCCUGCGGGUCCCCAUAAACCAGCACACACACACACACACACACACACACAGGCACACGCACGCGCGCGCGCACACACGGUGCUCUGUCCUCUUACCGACAAGGAGCAUCAGAGAUUCUUGCAGGGAAAUGUGCUUGGACCUUGUCUUUGGUGCAGUGCCUUAUGCCGCUGCGGCAGCGAAUGUGAACCCAGUACAAAAAACACACUAAAGGAUGGAUUUCCCCCCUUUUCCCCAAAAUGUGGACCGAACUUCUUCAGGGAAAGUGGGUGGAUAAUGACAUUAACAGGACUCAACGUUCGCUUCCAGAUACUGUAGUUCAUCUGUAUUCUUCUCUCUAGUACUGGAAGAGAGAGAGAAUGAGGUAAAGGGAGAGCCAGUGACUGGUGCUGUACACACACACACACACACACACACACACACAACCACACCCGCUCACACACACUCACCCAUGGACAUCAUGCAUUAUAGACAUUUACACACACAAGCUAGUCACAAAUACACAGAUCAUACACAUUUUGACACACACACUUACACAAACAAACCACACACACACACAUCUGCCAGCACCUUCACUUAAUCCCCCUCCCCUCAAAAAAAAAGUUUAUUUAUCUUUGAAUGCUUUGUUCCCAGAAAGCUGUCAUAACUAGAAUUGUUAGGUCUGCCGUUUCAAAACCUCGCUUUAGCCAACAGCAUCUAGCCAACAGCUCUCCCCUCAGUUGGUACUCAUGGAAAUGGACACCUGAAAGUAGGGGACAGUCCUUCAUCUUCAACUGCUACUCAUUGUUUUCCUCAUGUUGUCUUGGUUAUGUGAAACCAAGUUCCCUUGUUACGGGAAAAUAAUGGUGAUUAUGUGCCUUAAAAGAACUGCUGGUUUUUGUUCAUUACACAGUAUGCAAUAAAACCGUUCUUUUGUUUUUUGUUUUUUUUUGGUGUGGCAA